AUGAGUAUAAGAAAUGAUAAUGCUUCCGGUGGCUAUAUGCAGCCGGAUCAGUCUUCAAACACUUCUAUGCACAAAAGAGAUUUGAGGGUUGAGGAGGAAAUAAAGCCAUUGGAUGAUAUGGAUGGGAAGGCAGCUGUGGCAGCAGAUGGUGAAGUACAUUUAAGGAAGUCAUUCUCGUUGUGGUCAAUCCUUGGUGUUGGGUUUGGUUUGACUAAUUCCUGGUUCGGUAUUUCUACAUCGAUGGUUGCGGGUAUAUCUUCCGGUGGGCCUAUGAUGAUUGUUUACGGUAUAAUUAUUGUUGCACUGAUAUCUAUUUGCAUUGGUACUUCGUUAGGUGAGCUAUCGUCCGCAUAUCCACACGCCGGUGGUCAGUUUUGGUGGUCUUUAAAGCUUGCCCCUCCUAAGUACAAAAGAUUUGCGGCCUACAUGUGCGGUUCUUUUGCCUAUGCAGGGUCCGUUUUCACAAGUGCUUCAACCACUUUGUCUGUUGCGACUGAAGUCGUUGGUAUGUAUGCUUUGGCACACCCUGAAUUCAUCCCAAAGAGAUGGCACAUAUUCGUUUGCUUUGAAUUGUUGCAUUUGUUCUUAAUGUUUUUUAACUGCUAUGGUAAAUCCUUACCCAUCAUUUCUUCCUCCUCUCUAUACAUAUCCCUUUUGUCCUUUUUCACAAUCACAAUAACCGUAUUGGCAUGUUCCCACGGCAAGUUUAAUGAUGCAAAGUUUGUUUUUGCAACAUUUUAUAAUGAAACUGGUUGGAAGAAUGGUGGUAUUGCCUUUAUUGUCGGUUUGAUUAACCCAGCUUGGUCCUUUUCGUGUCUUGACUGUGCAACUCAUAUGGCGUUUGAGGUCGAAAAACCAGAAAGAGUUAUUCCCAUUGCCAUCAUGGGAACCGUCGCCAUCGGUUUUGUCACUUCUUUUUGUUAUGUUAUCUCUAUGUUCUUCUCUAUCAAAGAUCUCGACGCCGUCGUGUCGUCUACGACAGGUGCCCCAAUCUUGGACAUUUAUAACCAAGCAUUGGGUAAUAAAUCAGGCGCGAUUUUCCUUGGUUGCUUGAUUCUUUUUACUUCCUUCGGUUGUGUCAUUGCUUGUCACACUUGGCAAGCAAGGUUAUGUUGGUCGUUUGCCAGGGACGAUGGUCUACCAUUAUCCCGUUUAUGGUCGCAAGUUAACCCCUACACUGGUGUACCUUUGAAUGCACAUUUAAUGUCAUGCGCUUGGAUAUCGCUCAUUGGUCUACUUUAUUUGGCUUCUAGUACAGCUUUCCAGUCCUUAAUUACGGGUUGUAUUGCAUUUUUAUUGUUAUCUUACAUCAUUCCGGUUAUAUGUUUACUUGGUAAGAAGCGUAACAUAGCACAUGGACCUUUCUGGCUUGGAAAAUUUGGAUUUUUUUCAAAUAUAGUUCUUUUAUGUUGGACCGUCUUUUCUGUGGUGUUUUUUUCUUUUCCACCGGUUUUACCUGUGACAAAGGAUAACAUGAACUAUGUUUGUGUGGUUAUUGUUGGUUAUACUGCUUAUUCGAUUCUUUACUGGAAAUUUAAGGGUAAGAAUGAAUUCCACGCUUUGGAAGAAUCUGAGAACGAUCAAGCUGAAUAUGCCAAUAAUUUUGAUAGCAUUGAGGAUAGUCGAGAAUUUUCUCUUGCCGCAUCUGAUGUUGAACUAGAAAAUGAACACGUACCGUGGGGAAAGAAGUAA
Saccharomyces paradoxus is the source of this 1692-nucleotide messenger RNA. RefSeq names its product Hnm1p (gene HNM1). Gene Ontology annotation, molecular function: transmembrane transporter activity. The transcript has a single exon. Gene Ontology annotation, cellular component: membrane. The coding region runs from base 1 to 1692 and encodes 563 amino acids. Gene Ontology annotation, biological process: amino acid transport; transmembrane transport. The record is from RefSeq and is a predicted model, not a curated record. NCBI's taxonomy places the organism in Eukaryota, Fungi, Ascomycota, Saccharomycetes, Saccharomycetales, Saccharomycetaceae.